AUGAACCCUUUCCUAAUAGCUGAGAUUGUUGACAGAGUUCUGUUCUACUUGGAACUAGAUGAUGAAAACCUACAUCCUUGUCUUUUAGUUAGCAAAUUAUGGUGCACAGUUACUGCACCGUUAUUAUGGCAGGACGCACUCAGCAAUGUCAGAAUUAAGAAUGUGAUAUCUAUUUACCUCCAUUGUUUACCUCCAGAUGAUGUAUCUGAACUUAGGAGCAGAAAGUUGAUAGAAGAUAUCACUAAACCCACUUUUAGAUACCCAACAUUCCUUAAACGUUUUUCAUAUUAUAAUGUAAUGUUUCAAAUCGGCUCCUUUCUUAAAUAUAAUCAAGCACAGGUUUCUUAUUUAUUUGGCAAAAUCUGGAAGGUUAUGGCUAUCCAUGACGUCAGAUUGACCGAGUUGCACAUAAAUGAUCUCAAGGCGGACAUGCCAGAUUAUCUUUCACCGUUGCUCAAAGAACGUGAGUAUCGGGCAGUAAUUGUUACUGUAAAGCGUUUGAUGUAUCACCAUACUGAAAAGUAUGAUGAACUCAUUCGUGCACUCGCAGAGACUUGCUCAAACGUUAAAAGAUUGCACUUAUUUGAUCAUCACCCAAUCAAGCAUAAGAGACCCUUAUUGAGGCCUGACAUGGAGCCAAUUGCCAGUCUUAUAAGUAAACAAAAAAGUCUCAAAGUAGUCCGAUUCAACAACAUUCAUGGAGGCAUGUAUGUACUGCUUCCAUCUUUUCAAUCUCAACUCCACUCUUUGAAAUAUAUUUACUUUACACGAGUGGAUUUCACUGAUGCAAGACCUUGGAAUGUAUUGGCUAAAGCAUCAAAAAUGGAAUUUUUAUCAAUCAAAAAUUGUAUGGGCAUGAAGGAUGAAAUGGUGAACCCUUUAAUUGGUGCACAACUACCUAAUUUAAAAUAUGUUGAUUGGGAUUGCUCACCUUAUGAUAUACUGACUUAG
This is a messenger RNA of Paraglomus brasilianum, 951 nucleotides long. The record is from the annotation of a GenBank genome assembly. Lineage: Eukaryota; Fungi; Glomeromycota; Glomeromycetes; Paraglomerales; Paraglomeraceae.